GUACCGGGACCAGCGCUACGUCGGGACGCACUUCGUUGGCACGCCGCUGCUGCACAUCCACGACCUGGAGAUCAUCCGCGAGGUGCUCAUCAGGGAGUUCCAGGACUUCAACGGCCGCGCCAUGUACUCGGACCCGGACAACGACAUGAUCUCGGGCCAGCUCUUCCUGCUCUCCGGCCAGCCCUGGAGGACCCUCCGCGUCAAGCUCAGCCCCACCUUCACCACCGGGAAGUUGAGGUUCAUGUUCACGACGUUCAAGAGGUGCGGCGACCAGCUGCGCGAGCACAUCGCCUCCGAGGUGCGGGCGGGCGGCGGCCGGACCGUCAUCGAAAUCAAGGAGCUGCUGGCGUGCUUAGGCACGGACAUCAUCACCUCGGUGGCCUUCGGCAUCGAGGCCAACACGCUGGCCAACCCCAAGUCCGAGUUCCGCCGCAUCCCUGCGCUCAUUCUAGACCCUUCCAGGAAGUCGGUGACAAAGAGUCCAUCGCCGACGGCCCGGUCGAGAAGCAGCAUAUCAGCAUUCGGGAGAUCGCCGCGCAGUGCACCGUCUUCUUCCUGGCUGGCUACGAGACCACGUCGUCCACCCUGACGUUCACCCUGUACCUGCUGGCCAAGCACCCGGAGGUGCAGGACAAGGUGGUCGAGGAGAUGAGGGAGGCGCUCGACAAGCACGGCGGCGAGAUUGAGUACGACACCCUGCUCAACCUGCCGUACACCGACAUGGUGCUGAACGAGACGAUGCGGCUGUACCCCUCCGUGCCCUUCCUCAACCGCGAGGCGAUGCGGGAGCGCAAGCUGCCCCUCACCGACCUCGUCCUCGACAAGGGCACCCGCAUCAUGAUCCCCAUACGCGCGCUGCACAUGGACCCCAAGUACUGGGACGACCCCGAGGAGUUCAAACCCGAGCGCUUCACGAAGGACAAGAUGGAGGCCAGGCAUCCCAUGGUGUACCUGCCGUUCGGCGACGGCCCGCGCAUCUGCAUAGGCAUGCGCAUGGGGCUGAUCCAGAUGAAGAUGACCCUGAUGACGAUCCUGACCCGGGCGGAGGUCCGGCUGCCGGCCGACGCGCCCAGCACCAUCAAGCUGUCCCCGCUCACCGUCGGGCCCACGCCCAUCGACCCCCUCAAGCUCGUUUUCACCGAGCGGGCCUAAAGAGGCAGGGGGAGGUGGAUUAACUGUGCCACUCGUCUUCUUUAUCUUUCCGUAUCGCCGAACACUCGUGUGGGCGGAUGGAUCCGUUGUGACGUUGGCCUCUCUGGCAGGCAUAAGGCGCCACCCAGGUGUGGCACUUAUUGUGGUGCAACUUGUGCAACUUGUGCAACCAGCUUCUCUAAACUUAGCACCAAAACGAACACUUGAGCCCCUGGGCACCGCGACCAAAUGACAAUAUGGCGGAAGUGACGUACCGGUGGCACUGACAAACUGUGUGGAAGUGACACACCUGGUAAAAGUGACAGACUGGAUGAAAAACGCACCACAACAUGUGAGAAGCAGCAGAUUUAUUUCUCUCGAUGUCUCAUUUCCUUUCCAUCCACGACAGAUUCCCUUACGCACCCAGAAAAUCGUUUCCUUGAAAAUGGGGAAUUUCCUUGAAAUUAGCCUUGAAUCAACGAAAUUGACCUAAAGUAAACAUAAAGAAAAAUGUUCCUUUCUUCACGGAAAAUUUUUCCUUAAUUUGAAGAAAAGUCUUUAACUUACAGAAUUUUUGUCGUUAAACCAAAGAAAUUUCUUUGGAACAAGAGAAAAUUUCCUUAUUCCAUCAUAAUACGCCGCGGCGCUUGUCGCUUUCCCAGUCGAUUCUGGACAAAUAAAUGUUUUUGAUACUGAAAA
Frankliniella occidentalis (western flower thrips) is the source of this 1830-nucleotide messenger RNA. RefSeq names its product probable cytochrome P450 6a13. Gene Ontology annotation, molecular function: monooxygenase activity; iron ion binding; heme binding. The record is from RefSeq and is a predicted model, not a curated record. NCBI's taxonomy places the organism in Eukaryota, Metazoa, Arthropoda, Insecta, Thysanoptera, Thripidae.